AUGGGUGUUUGCCUUUGCAUCAAGCAAAAGCGGCCGAGGCCAAAGAGCUAUGCCAUCAAAGGGUUGCAGAAUGCUGAGGGUCACCUGUACGCGGACCACAAUGGCAUUAUGGAUCCAACAGGCAAGAGGCAAAAGCCUGCCAAGGCAUCUGAGAAAGCACAUCAGUCCAUUGCAACAAUCCUGCAGUUGAACCCGAAGGAGCCGAAGGAACAAGAUUUGAUCAAUACCUUGAUCAAAUGUUUUGACAAAACUGUAUUCCAGCAGAAACUUGUCAACUGGAUUGUCAAUUAUAGCCAAUCCUUCUCGAUCGUUAACGAUCAAGAUCUUCGAGACAUCUUCAACUACCUCAAUUCAUCGGUGGAGAUCACAAAAGCCAACAUUACUGACGUGACCGUGCGUGCCAUCGCAGAGCGAGAAUUUGGGCGGUUGCGCCCUUGCCGCCAUGGCGUAAAAUACAACAACAACAACAACAACAACAACAACAACAACAACACCAGCAGAGGGUAG
Messenger RNA from Colletotrichum spaethianum, 507 nucleotides. RefSeq lists its product as uncharacterized. The transcript has a single exon. Lineage: Eukaryota; Fungi; Ascomycota; Sordariomycetes; Glomerellales; Glomerellaceae. The record is from RefSeq and is a predicted model, not a curated record. The coding region runs from base 1 to 507 and encodes 168 amino acids.